Molecule: messenger RNA, 2215 nt
Organism: Lactuca saligna
Lineage: Eukaryota; Viridiplantae; Streptophyta; Magnoliopsida; Asterales; Asteraceae
Source: the annotation of a GenBank genome assembly
CACAAAAAAUUAAGGUUAUCCUAAAAUUUUAACUAAUCUGUAAGGGGGGGCCUUUGUCCCAUACAUUCAACAGGGGGAGGGUCGAACCUACUCUUCAGGCCCUCUCUCAAUCAUCAACGCUUGUUUACAUAUCAUAAAGCUUAUAUUAAUUAGAUUUAGGUUUUAGGAGAUAUAUGUAGAGGUAGGAUAAGAACCCCAGAAGAAACACAAAAGAAAAUCUAAGAAUAGAAAAUUUUAUUUAUUUCGGACGAGGUAAGGAUUAAGGAUGGGCAGCACCGCAAAAGUUGCCAUUCUAAGCGUGACUUUCAUAGCGCUUCUGGCCGCUGUUGUUGCAUUGAUUGUCGUGAUGCACAGACAUUCCGAGGAAAAGGCAGAACAUACCAAACAGGACGAUGACGUAAAGGCCUCCAUUAGAGCGGUUUGCGAGCACACUGAUUACAAGGAAACUUGCGUUCAAAGCCUCUCCAAAACAGGCACCCAUUCUACUGAUCCUUAUGACCACGUAAAGGCCACGUUUGAGAUCACAAUUAAGCAACUUGAGGAUGCUACUAACAACUCCACGCUCAUGAAAGAGAUUCAUGCAGACCCGAGAACCAAUGAUGCUCUCAAGUGUUGCAAGGAGCUUGCAGAUCUUGCUGUUAUGGAUCUAAGAAGAUCUGUCGAUAAAAUGUUAGGUUUUGAUCUUAGUGACGUCGCUCAUUCCCUUGUCCAACUUAAGAUCUGGAUGAGUGGUGCGAUAACUUAUGAACAAACUUGCCUAGACGGGUUUGAAAAGACCGAAGGAGAUUCAGGAGAGAGAAUGAGAAAAUUGUUGAACAUAUCAAUGGAGUUAACUAGCAACUGCCUUGCUAUGAUUACAGAUCUCUCACAGGCGUUUGAAGUAAUCGACACACCCCAGACCAGUAAUCGUCGUUUGCUUCAUCUGUCCAACAACGACCUCAAUCUUCCUGAAUGGGUAGAUGAUAACGACAGGAGUAUGUUACAGAAAGCACCCAAAAAAAUCAAUCCAAACCUGACUGUUGCACAAGAUGGAAGUGGAGAUUUCUUGUCAAUCGCAGAAGCUUUGAAAGUCAUUCCUACUAAAUCAAAGAAAGGGUUUGUGCUCUAUAUCAAACAGGGCGUUUACAAUGAGAUAAUCCGAUUCCCUAAAAACUUGACUCAUCUAGUGCUCAUCGGCGAUGGCCCAGAGAAGACAAAGAUAACAGGAAACUUGAACUACAUAGACGGAGUUUCCACCUUCCACACUGCAACUGUUGCUGUUUCUGGAGACUUUUUCAUUGCCAAAGAUAUUGGAUUUGUGAACACAGCAGGUCCCGAAAAGCAUCAAGCUGUCGCUUUACGUGUUAGUGCUGAUAGAACAAUCUUCUACAACUGCCACAUGCAUGGCUUCCAAGACACCCUCUACGCACACACCUACCGCCAGUUCUACCGCGAUUGCACAGUCUCCGCACAAGGAAGGAAGGAAAUGCGACAGCCAACAGGAUUGGUUCUUCAAAACUGCAGCUUUGUUGCGGAUCCUGGGUAUUUUCCGGUGAGAAUGGAGCUCAAAUCCUACCUUGGACGACCAUGGAAGCAGUAUUCAAGAACCAUUAUAAUGGAAUCCUUCAUUGAUGAUUUGAUCCAGCCUCAAGGGUGGUUGCCAUGGAAUGAAACUUUUGCUUUCGAUACCCUUUAUUACAGCGAGUUUAAUAAUCAUGGACCAGGAUCUAAUAAGUUGCAACGUGUGAAAUGGCCUGGCGUUAAGGAGUUAACUACAAAAAGAGUUAAACGCUUCUUGGCCGGAAAAUUCAUCACCGGUGAUACAUGGAUCCCGCCGACAGGUGUGCCUUACAACUCAGAGUUUAUGUUUGAACCCCCGAAAGAUGAUUCCAAGAAGGAUAAAGAUAAGAAGGAUAAAGAUAAGAAGGAUAAGAAGGAUAAGAAGGAUAAGAAAGAUAAAGAUAAGAAAUCUGAUGGAGAGAAAGGAGACGAUAAUCCAGGUAAAAAGAAAAAGAAGAAACGUAAGAAAGACAAGGGUAGAUCGAUAUCAGAGCCUCCAUCUUCAACCCCAGCACCUUCACCAGCUGAAAUUAGUCCUAGCAACAUACCUAACCAAGCACCCAACAGUGACAUAAGUGCACCAGCUUUAAGCCCUGCAGCACUGUCACCAGAAGCAUCCCCACAAAUCAGAAAAGGAUCUUUUUUCAAUAGAAUUUUUGGAAAGGUUUUAUUAUAA